AUGACUAUAAAAGCGACUCCACCAGUACAACCGACAUUCAGUUGGAUGGUAAUGAUCACAAUGAUUUCGAUACGACUAAUCGGGAUUUUGUUGCCAUCGUUGAUGUUUGUCACACACGUCGCUUCGCGUGGAGUGAAAGGUGACAGCAGUGAAGAUAGCGUGACUGUUGCACAAAUCAGUGUGCAAGUUUCUCUUGGAGGAAAUAGUACAUCAAAUGGUUUGAUGUCGAGAAAAAUGUUGGAAAUGAAAGGAGAGAAAGGAGACCGUGGGAAAGCAGGUCCGCCUGGAAGACCAGCACAAGAGAACAAAUGCAGCUGCAACUGCCGUUCGCGUCUGGAGGAAAUAGAAGAGAAACUAUCAAAUCUGACUGAAGUGGUCAAUCAGUUGCAGUCACAAAAGGCAGAGAAUGAAACUGAAAGCACAACCAAGAAAUGCAACAUCGACAAUGAAAGAAGUUACACAAGUUGUCAAGAGGCUAAACAGUUAAACAAAUUGGUGAGCGGCGUGUACACUUUGGACCUUGGAGAUGGAUUGGGCUCGUUUCAAGUGUACUGUGAUAUGUCGACAGACGGUGGUGGCUGGACAGUGUUUCAGAGACGCCAGGACGGUUCUGUCGACUUCUACCGCGGAUGGUCUGACUACAAAAACGGAUUUGGAGACUUGAACGGAGAAUUCUGGUUGGGAUUAGACAAAAUACACAGACUGACAAAGCAAGCACAGACUCUUCGAGUCGAUCUAAUGGAUUUCAGUUGCAAUCGAGUGUAUGCCAACUACACAGGAUUUCAGAUAAAUGAUGAAUCGAAUAAAUACAUUAUUCAACACACAUCAUACAGUGGAAACGCAGGCGAUGUAUUGUUUUGGAACAGAGGGAUGGGCUUUACGACGAAGGACAAUAACAAUGACAUGGCAAAUAUAGGCAGCAAUUUAGGCUUCAAUUCCUGGAGAGGUGCCAAUUGUGCUAUUGUCUUCAAAGCAGCAUGGUGGUACUCUCACUGUGACAAUUCGAAUUUGAAUGGUCUCUACUUAAAAAAUGCAAGUUCUAAAAACUACGAGGGAAUUGUUUGGUCUACUUGGCAAACCGGUAUUCCUUUAAAAUUUACAGAAAUGAAGCUCCGUUUUCAUUCGUUUCUGCUGCCAUUGUUGAUGUUUGUCAUACACGUCGCUUUGCGUGGAGUAAAUGGUGACAGCAGUGAAGACAGCGUGACGGUUGCACAAAUCAAUGUGCAAGUUUCUCUUGGAGAGAAUAAUACAUCAAAUGGUUUGAUGUCAAGAAAAAUGGUGGGAAUGAAAGGAGAGAAAGGAGACCGUGGGAAAGCAGGUCCGCCUGGAAGACCAGCACAAGAGAACAAAUGCAGCUGCAAUUGCAGUUCGCAUCUGGAGGAAACAAAAGAAAAACUAUCGAAUUUGAAUGAAGUGGGCAAUCAGUUGUCACAAAAGGCAGAGCAUGAAACAGAAAGCACAACCAAGAAAAUAAACACCGACAAAGAAAGGAGUUACACAAGUUGUCACGAGGCUAAACAGUUAAGCAAACUGGUAAGUGGCGUGUACACUUUGGACCUUGGAGAUGGAUUGGACUCGUUUGAAGUGUACUGUGAUAUGUCGACAGACGGUGGUGGCUGGACAGUGUUUCAGAGACGCCAGGACGGUUCUGUCAACUUCUACCGCGGAUGGUCUGCAAAAAACGGAUUUGGAGACUUGAACGGAGAAUUCUGGUUGGGAUUAGACAAAAUACACAGAUUGACAAAGCAACAGAAAUUCUUUGAGUAGAUCUAAUGGACUUCCAUGACAGUCGAGUACAUGCUCAAUAUAAAGGAUUUCAGAUAAAUGACGAGUCGAGUAAUUACAGCCUGGGUACACAUCAUACAGUGGAAAUUCAGGUAAUGCACUGGCUGAACACAAGGAUAUGGAGUUAACACCAAGAACAGAGACAACGACAUAAUGACUUCGAGCUCGACGGCAUGCCAACAGGGUAGGUCAAGUACCAACUGUGCUGUAGACUUGAAAGGAGGUUGGUGGUACUACCAUUGUCAUAAAUCUAACUUGAAUGGUCUCUACUUGAAAUAUGAAAAGUCUACUAACUACCGUGAAAUCGUUUGGUCUACUUGGCAGGACGGUAUUCCUCUCAAAUUCACAGAAAUGAAAUUGCGUGUUAGUCAGUAAACGACAUCUACUGCUACUUACAAAGCGUUUACGCUGACUCAGUAUAUUGACAUUAGCACAGUACGCACUCUACUUUAGUCGAGUU
Messenger RNA from Corticium candelabrum, 2245 nucleotides. Its product is annotated as angiopoietin-related protein 7-like. The record is from RefSeq and is a predicted model, not a curated record. NCBI's taxonomy places the organism in Eukaryota, Metazoa, Porifera, Homoscleromorpha, Homosclerophorida, Plakinidae.